Dracunculus medinensis (Guinea worm) is the source of this 804-nucleotide messenger RNA. Lineage: Eukaryota; Metazoa; Nematoda; Chromadorea; Rhabditida; Dracunculidae. The record is from the annotation of a GenBank genome assembly.
AUGAUAUGGAGCAGUCAGAACGUAUCAAGUCAACCAUGGGAAGUAUUCGUCAUAAAUCCACUGAGACCAAGCAAAAAAAUUCGAGCUUUAAUUCUGUUGGACACGGGAAGCCAACAAUCAUAUAUUUCAGAAACAUUACGAGAAAAGUUGCAGCUUGUAGCAAGAGAACAACAAACAAUUACUGUAUCAAGCAUCAAAAAUUCCCCAGAAGUACCAUACCUCGAUAGUGGAAGCAAAAAGAACGUGAGAAAGGACUCUGGCGGAUAUGACUCACGGUUAGGUAAAAUAUUUGUUGGGAAAACUUGUAAUCAGAGGUUACAAGGCCAACAAGAAACAUGUCGUAGCUUAUUAACCUUCACGGUGCUGAUAGAACAAGAUCUGUCGCAGUUCUGGGCUCUAGAAACUAUUGGAAUCGCAGACCCAAUUGACUUGAUUGAUGAUGAAGAAGCAUAUGAAUUUGAAAAAUCAGUCAGAAGAAAUGACGAAGGAAGAUAUGCCAUAUCAUGGCCUUGGAAAAGUCCUGAUCCCAAAAUCGAGUUUGGAGAUGAUAAGAUAAUCGAACCGGCUCCUUCAGAAACACCGUAUCUUAAAUAUUAUAUUCCACAUCUUCCGGUUAUCUUUCCUGAUAAAUGCACAAAAUUAAGAAUAGUGUUUGAUGCAUCAGCGGCCAGUAGGAAAGGUUAUUCGUUAAACGAUCAAUUGUAUAAAGGCCCUACACCUGGCUGGAAUUGUUUUAAGGCUGCGAUUGGGAAAAUUUAUUCUAAUGGAUAUAGAGAAGGCUUUCCUUCAAGUGGCAGUGAAUGA